GACAAUCAGCGCCAGUGUUUCACGAGUUUUCACGAAUCCUUUUCGGGGUGCUCGGAACGGGCGAACGGACUGUAGAAGUGUGCCACCACCGAACACGGAGUACAGGAUACGCGAAGAAAGGCAGCAGCAGCAGCAUCGUUAAGAGGCAACAAGUAAGGCAACCUGUCGACUUCAAGCGUUCCAAGCGCCAGAGCAGCGCAGCAGCAUAACGUGAUAACCUUCCACCCAAAGCAUCAGCUUGCAAUUUAACAGCCAAGAGGCGGCCUCCCCUGCGCAACCCGAGCCACACACUGCCGGCGGCCGGUCACCCACCAGCAAGCGUCGCAAUCGUGUCUAUCGUGACAUCGUACCACCGCAACCACCGCACAGAAUGGCCUUAAUUAUGAAAUACAUUGACAGUAUGCAUCACUACAUGGACAAAUUCGGAGAUAGCCGGACGAAAGAUUGGCCCCUGAUGUCGUCACCGCUCCCUACGCUAGCGCUAUGUUUAGGAUACGUGUACUUAGUCAAAGUCCUCGGCCCAAGGCUCAUGGAAAACCGCAAACCUUUCCAGCUCAAAAACACCCUUAUAGUGUACAACUUCGUUCAAGUGGUAUUCAGUGCCUGGCUGUUCUAUGAGAUUGGUGUAUCGGGUUGGCUGACGGGACAUUAUAACUUCCGAUGUCAGCCAGUCGACUAUAGUAACCACCCCAAAACGCUGAGGAUGGUGCAUGCCUGCUGGUGGUAUUACUUCUCUAAGUUCACCGAGUUCUUUGACACGUUCUUCUUUGUGCUGCGCAAAAAGAGUAGUCAAGUGUCUACAUUGCACGUCAUUCACCACGGAUGUAUGCCAAUGUCGGUGUGGUUCGGUGUUAAGUUCACUCCAGGUGGUCACAGCACAUUCUUCGGCCUUUUGAACACGUUCGUACACAUAGUUAUGUAUACUUACUACUUGUUUACUGCCCUCGGACCGCAAUUCCAGAAGUACCUGUGGUGGAAGAAGUACCUUACCGCCCUUCAGAUGGUUCAAUUCGUUCUGAUCAUGGUACACGCUUUCCAACUGUUGUUCAUCGAUUGCAACUAUCCGAAAGCUUUCGUCUGGUGGAUCGGUAUGCACGCUGUGAUGUUCUUCUUCCUAUUCAACGAAUUCUACCAGAGCACAUACAAAGCCCAGAAGCUGAAGCGAGACGCGGCCAGGAAGCGGGAGGCAGAGCUACUUCUGCAGAAGCAGAACGGAGGAGGCCAUCUCGCAGCCAACGGUACCACCAAUGGCAGCAUCACCAGUGGCAAUGGAACCGUCAGCAAUGGCACGACACUGGUGGGCAACGGAACAGGCAAUAAGGCGGCGGACUACUACGUGCGAGGCGAUGUGCCGGCCGAAAUCGAGCUGACGCAGCGGUCCACCACAACUACGCGCGCAGUUCAAUAAUAGCGGAUAACAAGCGUUCUGUUGUUAUAAUUAAAGAUUAAUUUAUUGUAAAACUCCCGAUGUGAGGUCCUCUGAUCCUGCGGCCAACACCACCACCAUCAAUGGCGAGUGCUACGGAGCCGCAAUGGACGAUCACCAUCGAUCACCCAUCCCAUUCCUUUGCUGCAAACUGCUGUGUGCGAGCUGCGUGCUCCCGGCUUCCCGCACCAUCCACGACGGUGGUGCGCACUGUGACCGGGUUUAGUCACUCGGCACCAUCCCUCGUUAAAAAAAACACACACCCACACAAAUAACCUAGAAACACAAAUCAACGGUGCAUCUGUUCUGCUGGUUUCGCUUAGUUCCAGUAUGUUUUCGGAUAUAAUAGAUAGCUGUUCGAUUCUUUUUACCUACUUGUCCGUUUUUAAAGUGAGUAAAAGAAACGCUUAGUCGGUGUUUACAUAGUGAUGAUAUUUUGAUAUAAAAGAAAAUGAAACAGAAAAAAAACAUGAAGAUAAAACAGAUUGUACAGAAAAGAAGGAAAUGUGGACAAGUGAAAACGUGAAAACGGCAAAUCGGAGGCAGAAAACGAACAGAAAAGAAAACUAUCAGGAACGGAUAGAGGGGUGUGCUAGUGCGAAUGAGCUAAAGUAAUACAAAAGGGAAUUAGUAAUUAGUAAGAUCAUACAAAACAUAGACCUGUGUGAGUGUAUACAUUUGUUUAAUGCCAGCGCCUAUAAGUGUAGGAGGGUAGAGUCCCAAGUGCGGCCCGGAUUCCCAGGCGUGCACUGGUGGAGCUGGUGCUGGUGAUAGUUUGGUGUACUUGAGCUACUCGGAGGCGGAUUCAAAACUGUCCGAUAAAGAAACAAAACAAUAAACUAAGCAAACUAUAGUAAAAGGGAACGGAAACGGCACUAACGGUUAAGGAACCGUUUUUCGCAUGUUCUUGAGUGUCUCCCUUCCACAAGUCCUUCAUCCUUCCAUUUCCCUUCCUUCUCACGAUCCUUACGACCUCCUUUAGGUUGCCUCCCGUGCCGCUGGGGAGGUUCGUCACCUAAAAGGCAGCUGUGCUUUAAAGAAAUGUGUGGGGUCCUAGAUUACAGUUAAGCGAAACGCCAAUUUAUUUUUCACCGUAUGUCUAAGGAAUGAUUUUUUUUCUU
Molecule: messenger RNA, 2547 nt
Organism: Anopheles bellator
Lineage: Eukaryota; Metazoa; Arthropoda; Insecta; Diptera; Culicidae
Product: elongation of very long chain fatty acids protein AAEL008004
Exons: 11
Coding region: 371-1408 (345 amino acids)
Biological process (GO): fatty acid elongation, saturated fatty acid; fatty acid elongation, monounsaturated fatty acid; fatty acid elongation, polyunsaturated fatty acid
Cellular component (GO): endoplasmic reticulum membrane
Molecular function (GO): fatty acid elongase activity
Source: RefSeq, a predicted model, not a curated record